CAGCUUGGCAGUUUAACGCAAGUUAAAAAUAAGAAUCCCACUUGAAAAAGAUUGAUGGGCUUUCCCUGAAAUUUUAGAAUCACGCCUUUGUGACUGCUGUACUUUGGGUUUGAAAGUAGAUUAGUUUUAUGAAUUCCAGCAUUAAAAUGGGAGAUCAGCCUGUGGAUUUCCCAAAGUUCACCAUCAGCAAACAGGGAGGUGUCCAUGAUGCAGUACUAGAUUUUUGGUGUGCUAAUUGCAGCAUGUGCAUUAUUAGUGGUCAAUAACGCGUGUGCUCACCUUCCGUAUGGAGCAAUAGGUGCUGAGGCCCCAGGCUUCUGGCUCCCUGCUUACAUGUUAGUUCACCCUAUCGACUCAGCCAGACGAGACCGUUAAGGAAACCUAUCUGUUACACAAGUAGUCUUGCUUGUAUAUUAUUGAUCCAGAAAGUUACCUCUGAAAUGCCUGCCUUAUCAUCAAUGGAGCAUAGAUUGAGCUGUCCCACUCUGGUGGCUAUAUUUAUGUCUUAUUUUUGGUACUGGGCCAUCAAUGUUAUAGCUAAAGAGUCUCAAGGCCAAGAUGAGUGACGGAGUCCACAGGUUCCAAGGUUUCACUGUAGGCGAGUCCAAGUAAACCCUCGGGAUAUGUGCUCCAGCUUCAUUAAAUUCCAACAUGGAGAUGCAUGUGCCGCUAUCUGAUGUUUCCAGUGAUCUAACCAUUGAAGUCGGAACAGCAAGCUUUGCACUUCAUAAGUUCCCUCUAGUUUCUCGAAGUGGGAGAAUACGAAAACUAGUGUCGGAGGCAAAGGAUUCCAAAAUAUCAAGGUUGAAUCUCUCUGGUGUUCCUGGUGGAUCACAGGCAUUUGAGCUGGCUGCAAAGUUUUGUUAUGGGGUGAACAUUGAAAUAACAGUAUCAAACGUUGGGAUGCUGCGAUGUGCAGCUCAUUUUCUUGAAAUGACAGAAGAAUUUUCUGACAAGAACUUAGAAGCCAGAACCGAAGUAUACCUCAAGGAUACUGUCCUCCCAAGCAUACCAAACUCGAUAACUGUACUUCAUUAUUGUGAAGGUCUGUUGCCAACUGCUGAGGAGAUCAACCUCGCUAGCCGGCUAAUCAAUGGAAUUGCAAACAAUGCAUGCAAAGAGCAGCUAACUUCAGGAUUGUCCAAGCUUGAGCAUAACUUCCCUUCAAAACACUCUGGGGCAGAUGGUGAAAUACCGUCGGAUUGGUGGGGGAAAUCACUCACAUUGUUGAGUCUUGAUUUCUUUCAAAGGGUUUUGUCGGCUGUCAAAACAAAGGGGCUCAAACAGGAUAUGAUCAGCAGGAUUCUGAUAAAUUAUGCCCAAAACUCCCUUCAAGGCCUUGUAGUAAGAGACCCACAAUUGGUGAAAGGAAAUAUUUCGGAUCUUGACUUUCUGAAGAAACAAAGGGUCACUGUUGAGACGAUUGUCGGUUUAUUACCAACCCAAUCAAGAAAAAGCACAGUUCCAAUGGCAUUUCUUUCAAGCUUGCUGAAAUCUGCAAUAGCCACAUCAGCAUCCACUUCUUGCAGAUCUGAUCUUGAGAGGCGGAUCGGUCUGCAGUUGGAUCAAGCAAUUAUUGAAGAUAUUCUAAUUCCUGCACAUUCACAUGGAAACAACCACAGCCCUUUAUACGACACAGAUUCAGUGCAGAGGAUUUUCUCCAUGUUCUUAAAUCUUGACGAGGAUGAUGAAGAGGAUAAUCAACUCAGGGAUGAAAGUGAGAUGGUUUAUGACUUUGACAGCCCUGGAUCUCCAAAACAGAGUUCAAUCAUUAAAGUGUCCAAACUUUUGGACAAUUACCUUGCGGAAGUUGCACUAGACUCAAACAUGACACCAUCAAAAUUUAUAGCACUUGCAGAAAUAUUGCCAGACCAUGCUCGUAUGGUCUAUGAUGGAUUAUACCGAGCUGUAGACAUCUUUCUCAAGGUUCAUCCGAACAUGAAGGACUCAGAACGUUACCGGCUCUGCAAAACAAUAGACUGCCAAAAACUUUCUCAAGAGGCCUGCAGCCACGCGGCUCAGAACGAACGAUUACCAGUGCAAAUGGCAGUUCAAGUUCUGUACUUUGAACAGAUCAGGUUGAGGAACGCCAUGAACGGGGUGGGGGGCCACAAUCAAUUUUUCUUUGGCUCAAUGAACGGAAUAUUCCCCCAUCGCUCAGGAAGCGGUGCAGGCAGCGGAUGCAUCUCACCACGUGAUAACUAUGCAUCUGUUAGAAGGGAAAACCGUGAACUGAAGCUGGAAGUUGCAAGAAUGAGGAUGCGACUCACCGAUCUUGAAAAAGACCACGUCUCCAUGAAACAGGAGCUGGUGAGAUCACACCCUGCCAACAAGUUAUUCAAAUCAUUCACGAAAAAGUUAAGCAAGCUCAACUCACUGUUCCGGAUUAAAGACAUAAGGACUAUGGGGGGCAAGGGCAACUCGGAAAGCCGGUUACUUUUUCAGAAGAGAAGGCGCCAUUCCGUUUCAUGAACUUGUUACAUGUAUGUAAAUAGAAAUGAGUGUAUAGGAUUUUACUGUUGUGCUUUUGUCUGUGUUUUCAGGUUCGUAGUGUUCAGGUUUCCUGUGUUCUGUUUGUUGUCAAGUGAAAUGCUUGCCCGUCUAUUUGAUGCAUUCUUGAAAAGCAGAGGAUCACACACUUUUGUGUCUCCAUUCCAUAUGUACGUAGAACACAUUAUACCA
This is a messenger RNA of Sesamum indicum (sesame), 2682 nucleotides long. Its product is annotated as BTB/POZ domain-containing protein At1g03010. NCBI's taxonomy places the organism in Eukaryota, Viridiplantae, Streptophyta, Magnoliopsida, Lamiales, Pedaliaceae. The record is from RefSeq and is a predicted model, not a curated record. Gene Ontology annotation, molecular function: protein binding.